Messenger RNA from Lizanozyma spartinae, 624 nucleotides. RefSeq lists its product as uncharacterized. Gene Ontology annotation, molecular function: protein binding. The record is from RefSeq and is a predicted model, not a curated record. The coding region runs from base 1 to 624 and encodes 207 amino acids. NCBI's taxonomy places the organism in Eukaryota, Fungi, Ascomycota, Pichiomycetes, Serinales, Debaryomycetaceae. The transcript has a single exon.
AUGUCUGCAGUUGCUGCUUCUCAAAGGGACUUUGUCUCCAAAUAUGUUCAAUUGCUUGGAUUGGCAACACCACUUACUCCUGAUAAUUUCAAUUCGGUUUCAGAUUAUUCUAAAGUGCAAUCAUUAGGUCCCAGUUUACCAAAAGUUAAUACCCCAUUACCUAAUAAGGAACAAAGCGAAAAGAAGGAUUCGUUCAUUAAUAUCAAUUUUAAAUCGAUAAAACCUCCUUUUAAAUUUACCACUAGUCUAAAUGAAUACUCUUCAUCUCAUUCAAUUUAUAAAACAAAGCUCGAUUUGAUUGCUUCAUUACCAUUAUUAAAAGAUGCUCAUGUGGCCCCUAAACAUAUCAAGUUGUUGUUAAAAGGUAAAGUUUUGCACGAUCUGUCAUUAUUGUCUUCAUUAAACUUGGACCAAGAUUUGAGUUUUACAUGUAUGGUCGCCACUCCAGAAAUAGAACAAUCUGCGUCAUUGGAAACUGUGGACACACAAGAGAAAACUGAUGAGAAGAGUCCAAUUAAUAUCCUGUCAGAAACAUGGACCAAGAUUCAAGAGGCAUUACUACUGGAGUUGAAUACUGAAGAUGCUACUACGGUCUUGAGUAAAUUUAAGUCUUCCAUAGUUUAA